CCACACGAGUUGAAGACAAGGAGUUAAAAGAAGUACUCUGGCGAGUGCCAGAUGUACAGAAAUUGCUCUUGGUCGACUAAUAAGGGUCGACCGUACAAAAGAUUGCAGUUGGAACCCCCACCAACUGAAGAAAAAAAAAUGUAAAAUGAAAGUGAAAGAGGGGUUCAAACGGUGAAAUGAAGUGAGAGAGCACCACGGUACAAUGAGUCCUCGAUUGUGAAUGGUGUGAGUCCCUUUACCCAUGAACUGGUUGUCUUACUUCCACUUCUUCUCAUGAUCCUGGCUUGAGUCUAGUACUUGCAUUGAGAGAGAUAGGGGACGUCUUAGAUGACCAGUUGACCUCGUAAGCUGCUAUAUGAUCUAGGAAAUCCUCUAGCGACGAUUGGGAUUGUUUGUUGCUAUAGAGGUCUUGAGAGCUGCACUCUUUUGAGUUAGGUUUGCUUGGGGACAAGCAAACAGUUAAGUGUGGGGGAAUUUGAGCCGUUUGAGAGUCGAUUCUCGUGUUUUAAGCAGAUUUCAUGCUAGGUUGUGUGUUUAUGUCAUAUUUCAGGACUUGGCAUUGACGUGAAGGCGAGGAAACGAGUUUCGGGUAAAAAAGGAGGACAUGGAAGUGAACGGCACUGGAAGAGCAAAAUACCCGGCCAUGAGUCAAAUUACCCGGCCGGGGAUUCGUGCUUUUGGACGCCAAGAAGGCAGAAGGGGUCCCGGCCAUAGAGCAAAAAUAUCCGACCAGUUUUCUGGACCUCGAUUGGGUAUUAAGCCCUUCACCACUACGCUGCGUUUCAAUAUCCCUGGCCGGGCACCUGAAAUACCCGACCGAGGAUUACGACUGAGGAUCGCGGCCUGCUGGUUCUUAAGGGAAAGAAGGCUGAUUUUUGAAGGGUUUCGAGUUUUAGGGAGACAAAGCGUAUACCUAGAGAGAGAAAGUGACGAACCUGAUUCUUCAAGUGCCUUAGAUCGAUCUUCAUCACCAUUGGAGCCCGGCUUAAGCUUGGAGAAGUGCUGAUUGAUUGCCAAAAGCAGAAUCCCAUCCUUCACAGUAUGGUUACCGCGUCUGAGCUAGAUUUCCCGUCUCUCUCUAUGGAGUAACUUUCUCAUUCACCUGGGUAUGAAGAACCCUAGAUUUGUAUGUUAGGUCUGAUUGUAUGAACCCAAGUAUGAAUUCAGUGAUAUGAUUAUGUUCAAUUGAGGUUUGAUUUCUUGAAUGGCAUGAAUCCUGAUCAAAUGCCUGUUAUUUUUGCUUUGACCUAGACAGAGAAUAUCUGCCUAAGUUGAUAGAGCACCCUCGAUUGAAGGUAGUGAAUUAACGACUUUAGUCGUGAAAUAUCCCAUCUCUUUUAAUUGGAAAAGACAUAUCUACCCCGGGUAUAAUUAAAAAUCUCAAAUAACACAAGUUUAAAUAAAAUACCAAACUCAAAUAUCUUAACAUCUCAAAUCGAAGCUGAUAGCGAUGUAUUUGCACAUGUUUGCACCCUUAGUUCGUAUCCGUUUGCGGUGAGUAGUCGUGUAUUUUUGGCCCGUUUUACGCCGGGUUGUGCUACUUUGUCAUAUUUUAGGUCCCAGACGUCGAAGGAAAGCACGAGUUUCGAGGCAUUUAGAAGUCAUUCGGUCGAGCUGGGGCCAAAGCACGGGCUGGCCUAAACCAAAACACGACCGUGUACACAAACAGGCACGCCAGUGUUUUUAUUUCCGAGAGCUGAACUGAUGGAAAAGCAAAACACAGGCUUGCCUAAACCAAAACACGGCCGUGUACACAAACAGGCACGCCAGUGUUUUUAUUGCCGAGAGCUGAACUGAUGGAAAAGCAAAACACGGGCUGGCCUAAAGCAAAACACGGCCGUGUCCAUAUUUAGGCACGACCGUGAUUUGGCCGACGCGGGCGUGUUUUUAACACGGGGCAAAACAUGGGCGGGCAAAAGCAAAGCACGGCCGUGUUUUGCCCAAGGUUGGCCUUUUAGGCAGAUUUGAGCCAAAGGAGAAGGGGUUCCGAGUUUUAGAGAGACAGAGCGAUUCCUAGAGAGAGAAAGUGACGAACCAGAGUUCCCAAGUGCCCUAGCUUGAUCUUCAUCACCAUUGGAGCCCGGCUUGAGCUUGGAGAAGAUCCGAUUGAGCGCCAGAAGCAGAUUAUCAUCCUUCACAGUAUGGUUUCCGCAUCUGAGCUAGAUUUCCCAUCUCUCUCUAUGGAGUAGUUUUCUUAUUCAUCUGGGUAUGGAGAACCCUAGAUUUGUAUGUUAGGUCUGAUUGUAUGAACCCAAGUAUAGAUUCUAUGAUUUGAUUAUGUUCAAUUGAGGUUUGAAUGAUUGAAUGGCAUGGAUCCUGAUCAAAUUCCUGUUGUUUCUGCUUUAACCUAGAAAGAGAAUAUCUGCCUAGGUUGAUAGAGCACCCUUAAUUGAAGGUAGUGAAUUGGCGACUUUAGUCGAGGAGCCAAUUCACUAUUCAGUAUCGAAUUUGCUUCGGUAGUGGAGGUUUGGUUCGUUAGGGCCUCAAUCUGUUUACUCCGGUGGAGGUUAUUCGCCCGCUGGGGACUCAGAUUGAGAGGGUCGGGAGACCUUUAGUCGAGACUUCAGAUUUCUUAAGAACCUCCCGCAGUAUAACUAUCAUUAAAACUGAACUUGGUAAAUUACAAUCCGGCUCAACUGCAGUCUAGGGGGAACCAUAUCCGGGUGACCUCUCUCGACUUGAAAACAACCGUUUACUUGCUUUGCUUGUUUUGCUUGUUGGAACCUACACUAAAGUUUCACCGCUAAAUAAUAAGAAUUUGCUGAGUAGUCAUCACAUCUAGGACCCGGGUUGACAUUAAAACCCAAACCCGCUAUACUACGCUUUAGGAAGCGGUUACACUUGACCAUUUUCUAGAGUGGCAGUAGGAGUGAGUAAGAAGCCCUAAACACGUGGGCAAAACUCAAUUGUCCAGAAGAAAUGAAUCUCCAAUCUUUAACUCUUAACCAUAAAGUCUUAAUAACUUG
Molecule: messenger RNA, 2966 nt
Organism: Linum trigynum
Lineage: Eukaryota; Viridiplantae; Streptophyta; Magnoliopsida; Malpighiales; Linaceae
Source: the annotation of a GenBank genome assembly